UUUGCCCAUUUUUCUUGAUGUGCUUGGCUUUAGAAUUGCCUUGGCAAUGGUGAAAGCAAUGAUUCUUUAUCUCUCUUUGCUGAUAGAGGAUGCUCAAAACCUCGCCAAAGCUCUCAAAGAACACAUCUUUGUUGUUCUCAUUGCUCCAGGCUGUGGUUUGGAUCCUCUUGCUCCAUUGAGGCAAAUCAUCAAAUAGCUUGUGUGCACGUCCAGAAGCUUGGAUUCCAAAUUGCUCGUUUGCAGUACAAGUGGUUGGUGGAUGCUUAAAGUUUAUUGCCCUAUUUGUCUAUUAUAAACUCUAGGAUGCUGAAGUUUUGUGGGAAUGUAGAUAAGAUCAGUUUCAAAAUCAAAAUUUUGGUUUAUUGGAAGUUCAUAACGCACAUGCCCGAUGGUCGUUUAUUUGAUGCUGCUCCUUUUCUUGAUGUGGCCUUAAGUAUUGUUCGGCAUAUCAGCAAAUUCAGUGUUGUUAAUUCGCAAAUUAAUGCAUUUCCAGUAGAGAAGGAACAUGUUGUUGAAAUUGGCAUGGAUAACAGAGAAAUAGGAUGCAUAAUCAAUCACAUCGCUUGUGAGUGCUCUUUUUUCCAAAUUGAAUGCCAGAUAAUGUUUAAUGUCUGCAAGCAACGUUCUUCCCAUUCUACAACAAUGGCAGUUUUGGAAUCAGUGGAGAAAUAUUCAUGGGGUAUGAAGGCUGUGAUUGUGCUUGUGGCAUUCGCAAUGAGCUAUGGACAGUUUUGGCUUGUCAUACAACUAUAUGAUGAUAAUCCUCUUGCAUUAUGCUUGGCAAUGCUGAAAGGAAUACCAAACAAGACAGAAUUAUCAAGUGUCUUCGAGAAUUGUUCUAAACCUCUGACCUAUCUGUUUGAGAAAAUGGUUGAUUUGACAAAAUGCAUGCUUGACUUUGAAAUUCUUCCUGUGCAAUACACAGGCAUAGAUUAUGAGGCAACGGCUUUGAUGAAGACUCAGAUCCAUCUAUCUUCUUAUUGGGUAAUGAGAAGUGCUGUUGCAUGUACUUCCCAGAUCACUAGCACAAUCUACGAGCAAGUGCACAAAAAUUCUGUAAGUUCAGUUUGGGAGCUUUGGAGCUUGGCACAUAGAAUCAGCUGUAUACAUUAUCAUCUGAAAAAGGAGUUUGAUUCCUUCCAACUGAAAAUAGAGAAGAAGAUAAAAAUGAAUCUCAUUCAUCUUCUUGGAGAAGUACAUGAUGAUAACCAAAAAGUUCUAAGCUCAUUAUUUGCUUUGAAGAAGGAUUUUCCACUCAAAAGUGGUUCGUCAAAAGAUAAGGUUGGUGUCGAUGUUCUCAGAAACAAGGAGGUUAUUCUCUUCAUCUCAAGGCCAGACAUAAGUCUGGAGAAAAUUCUAUUUAUUCUGCAGCAACUGCAAUAUGAUUCUUGGCGUGAGAAUAGAGCAUAUGAUAUUGUUUGGGUUCCAAUUGCAAAGGUCAUUCCAUGGUCUCAUAGAGAAAAAAACAUUUUCAUCAUUAGUAGAGUUGUGGCCAUGGUACCUACUAUAUGAACCCACAGCACUUAGCCUCUCUGUGAUCGAAUUUAUCAAAGAUGUGUGGCAAUUCCAUGGUGACCCUGUAAUGGUUGUCUUGGAUUUCAAAGGGAAGGUUACCUCUUUGAAUGCCAUUGAUAUGAUAUCUAUAUGGCAUGAUUUGGCAUAUCCAUUUUCAGUUGCUCGAGAAAAGGAGCUUUGGGUGGAACAGAGUUGGACGAUGGAGCUUCUGAUUGAUAACAUUGAUCCUCUCAUAAUGUAUUGGAUGGAUCAAAGAAAAAAAUCAUCUGUCUGCAUGGAAGCAGUAACAUCAAUUGGAUUCGAGAACUUACAAAAGAAAAUGAAAAGCAAUCACUAAUGCCGGUGUUCAAGUAGAGUUGAUAUAUGUUGGAUGCAAAGACAUGGAGAUUACCAAAGA
Messenger RNA from Dioscorea cayenensis subsp. rotundata (Guinea yam), 1912 nucleotides. RefSeq names its product protein SIEVE ELEMENT OCCLUSION B-like. The record is from RefSeq and is a predicted model, not a curated record. NCBI's taxonomy places the organism in Eukaryota, Viridiplantae, Streptophyta, Magnoliopsida, Dioscoreales, Dioscoreaceae. Gene Ontology annotation, biological process: phloem development. The transcript is spliced from 9 exons. The coding region runs from base 304 to 1512 and encodes 402 amino acids.